This is a messenger RNA of Aureococcus anophagefferens, 2106 nucleotides long. RefSeq lists its product as hypothetical. The coding region runs from base 1 to 2106 and encodes 701 amino acids. The record is from RefSeq and is a predicted model, not a curated record. The transcript has a single exon. NCBI's taxonomy places the organism in Eukaryota, Pelagophyceae, Pelagomonadales, Pelagomonadaceae. Gene Ontology annotation, biological process: nucleobase-containing compound metabolic process. Gene Ontology annotation, molecular function: nucleic acid binding; 3'-5' exonuclease activity; aminoacyl-tRNA deacylase activity.
AUGCACUGCCUCGCGCUGCGGCUGCCGUGGCAGGUCUGGCGCACGCUGGCGACGCCGCGCCCUGGCACGUCGGCGCCGGGCCGCGCCGUCGACGCCUUCCUCGCGGAGCGGCGCGCCGCGGCCGUCGCCGUCGCGCGCGACGGCGGCGAGGAGGUGAAGGCGCUGGCCUUCGACGUCGACGGCGGCGGCAGCGUCGUCGCCGUCGUGCUGGCGUCCGACUCCGUGGACCCCGCGGCGCUCGCGCGGAGCGUCGGCGCGGGCGGCGCGCGGCUCGCGCCGGCGGCCGACGUGCCGGCGCGCGUGGGCUUCGACGUCGGCAGCGUGCCGCCCGUGGGCUUCGGGCCGGGCGUCGUCGCCGUCGUGGACGCGGCCGUCGCCGACUGGCCGUCGCGGCUCCAGGGCGGCUCCGGCGAGGGCGACCGGAAGCUCGUGCUGCGCGACGGACCGGAGCUCCUGCGCCUCGCGGGCGGCAGGAGCGCGGUCAUCGCGCGCGCGCGGCCCGGCCGGGACCCGGCGCCCGCGGCCGUCGGCGUCGACGCGACGGGCGGCCGCGCGACCGUCGUCGGCGUCGUCGUCGGCAAGCGCCAGAUGGCGCGGACGCUCUGCUUCCUGUCGCUGGCGCCCUCGGAGGACGCGGCCGCGUCCUGGCGCGCGCUCCCGUCCGGCCGCGGGGUCAAAGUGCAGGCCAUCGUCGGCGCGACGCUGGAGCGCGCCAAGGGCACGGAACAGGUCCGCAACGCGAUCCGGCGCCUGCGCUGCGGCCAGCGGGUCGUCGUCUCGGGCACGCCGACGUGGGCGGACGGGCCGACGCGCUGGGCGCGGUGGCGCGAGAAGCGGCGGCAGCUGCGCGACGGGCAGCUCGAUUUCAGAUGCGACGAGCUCGAGGUGCUGGGCUCGAAGGCGCCGCCGAAGCCGCGGCGGAAGCUGUCGCCGCGCCGCGCGGCCGACAAGGCGCUGCCGGUGCUGAGUAUGCCCGCGGACGUCCGCGUGGCGCGCGUCGACGACGCCGCGUCCGCCGCGGCCUUCGCGAGCGACGUCGGCGGUCGCGGCGACGACGUCGUCGGCGUCGACGCGGAGUGGGAGCCCGAGACCGACGGCCCCGCGGCCGUGCUCCAGGUCGCGACGCGGGCCGCCGUCUACGUGGUCGAUCUCGUCGCGCUCGACGGCGAGGCUCUGACGGUCGUCGGCGCGGCGCUCGACGCAGUCCUGGAGAAGGCUGUGGUCGUCGGCUUCGCCGUCGGCAACGACCUCGAAAGGGCGGCGGCGGCGCACCCGGCGCUCGCGGGGCUGCGCAACGCGACGACGCGCGAGCUCCGGGAUUACGCCGGCUCGUCGUCUUUGAGCGGCUUGGCGGGCGCGCUCCUCGGCGUACGGCUCGACAAGCGGCUCCAGUGCUCGGCCUGGGGCGUCGGCGCGCGGCCGCUUCCGGACGCGUGGGUCGCCUACGCGGCGCUCGACGCCUACGUCUGCGUCCUGUUGCACGACUCGCUCGCGGACCGCGGGAGCGACGCGGUCGCCGCCUUGGACGUCUCGGCCGCCGCGCCGCGCGCGGGCGACUUGAGCGCCGUCGACGACCCGGAACGGACGUCGGCGCUGCUCGGCCGCGGCCGCCAACGCGUGAACCACCCGAAGGACGACGCGCUGACGUUCGUCGCCGGCACGGACGGCGCGCUCUCCGGCUACGACAAGCGGUCCGGCGUCGUGCGGCUGCGGGAUUGCUCCGUCUUUUUUGUCAACUGGGACCCGCCGAAGCCGAACCGGAGGAGUCGGUACUUCGACCGCAAGUAUCCCAACGCGAUGAAACGCAAUGGCCACGGCGGUCUCGAGGUGAGCUGGUGGCCGCCGCGCGCGUUCGACGAGUCGCGCCUCGACGCCGAGCCCCUGCUGCUCUUCGGCAGGCGCGGCAAGGCCGAGUUUCUCUUCCUGGGCAAGCUGCGCUUCGCGCGGCCGCUCGCGGAGGACGACCCGACCGCGACGCCGGGCGGCUUGGUUUUCGAGCUCCUCGACGGCGAGGCGCUCCUCGCCCGCGCCGCGGACGACGCGCACUACCCGGGGCUCGGGGCUCUCUUGGAGCUGGGGAUGAAUCCCGACGGCGGCGGCUCGUAA